GCGCGGCAUCAGUAGUGGCGUCUACCAACCAACUCAGUCUAGGACGUCUAAACCGACCUUGUUAGUUUCUCAGUUGUCUCCAUGCUCGAAACAAAUGCUGCCGUACGACGAUCGAGUCGACCGCAUUGCUCGGCGGUCGCAUCGCAAUGUCGUUCUCCGAGCCAUCGACGAAGGCUCGGCACUGGGCGGCACUGGGAAUGGAGGGGGCCUCCACCCAUCGCCAGGCCUCCCGCUACUAGCUAGUAGCUCCGGCCUCCAGCACAGCUCCGCGCCUUGUCCGCCCUGAAGGCAGCGCUGGGCUCCAUCCGCCCUCCGCACUCCCAUCAUCCCGCCCUCCGCGCUCCAUCAUCCCGCCCUCCGCGCUCCCAUCAUUCCGCCCUCCGCGCUCCCAUCAUUCCGCCCUCCGCGCUCCCAUCAUUCCGCCCUCCGCGCUCCCAUCAUUCCGCCCUCCGCGCUCCCAUCAUUCCGCCCUCCGCGCUCCCAUCAUUCCGCCCUCCGCGCUCCCAUCAUUCCCCUUUUGCCGCCCAUCAAGCAGCGCAGGGGGCAUCACAUCGCACGGCCUUCUCCCGAGCCAUCGACGAAGGCUCGGCAGGCUCGGCGUGGAGCGGAGGAGGCCUCACCUGCAGCUCGGGCCUGCUCCGAAACCAAUCCAACUCGGGCCUCCCUGAACCACCGCCGCGGACACUCUCUACGGUACGGAGUCCGUCCUUCGCCCGCGAGCGCGCUGGUGGCACCACGAAUAAGAGGCAGGCGCCGAUGAGCAAGGGGUCGUCACGAUUGCUCUCGGCGUCAGUAGCAGGGCUUCUUCACUCGGCAUCCGUAGCAUCAUCCCCUCCGUUCUCUUAGUCCAAGUAUCCCGAGAACUAGCCUUCCCGAGAACUAGCCUUCCCGAGAACUAGCCUUCCCAAGAACUAGCCUUCCCGAGAACUAGCCUUCACUCGGUGGAAACAGAACUUCGUAGAAGAGAAGAAGCCUCAUUGAAGCUCCUCCUCGCAACGAGUACUACUGGGUUCGUCCUUUUUCUCAGCUGAAGGACCUCACUGUCAGCCUCAGGCUGCCGGGUUGCUCAAAGGAGUAGCCGCAAUCCCCUCUAUUGGUUCACUCACGGAGAUAGACUCUUGUCGCAAUGGCGCGCUUCCUUGCUCUCGGGCUGGCUGUUCCGCUGGUGCUCGUCCUUCUCUGUAUAAAGUGUACGCCACUGGGGGGUACAAGUACUUCGCUUCGAGUGGCACAUACAGUGUCCCACCUUCGGUGUGAAAAUCAAACUCCGUGUUUCAGACUAUGUUCAUGGCCGUUAGAGAGUUUUCUGAUACCGUAAUCCCCCGUAUAAAACACCCUAUGGUGUUAAUAAAAAUGCAAGGAAAUUUUGGGUUGGGUGUAAUUAAAGGCAAAAAAAAUACAGC
Messenger RNA from Closterium sp. NIES-67, 1403 nucleotides. NCBI's taxonomy places the organism in Eukaryota, Viridiplantae, Streptophyta, Zygnematophyceae, Desmidiales, Closteriaceae. The record is from the annotation of a GenBank genome assembly.